Molecule: messenger RNA, 1438 nt
Organism: Fulmarus glacialis (Northern fulmar)
Lineage: Eukaryota; Metazoa; Chordata; Aves; Procellariiformes; Procellariidae
Gene: WDR70
Product: WD repeat domain 70
Exons: 9
Biological process (GO): regulation of DNA double-strand break processing
Cellular component (GO): site of double-strand break; nucleus
Molecular function (GO): protein binding
Source: RefSeq, a predicted model, not a curated record
AACUGUGAGGACGUGGGAUGUUAACAAUGAAAAAAAGCACAAAAGUGUAUUUAAACCACGAUCAGUUCAAGGUAAACGGGUGAUUCCUACAACCUGCACGUACAGCAGAGAUGGUAAACUUAUUGCAGCUGGCUGUCAAGAUGGCUCCAUCCAGAUCUGGGAUAGAAAUAUGAGUGUACACACAAAGUUCCACUGUAGGCAAGCCCACGCUCCAGGCACCGACACUUCAUGCUUGACAUUUUCCUAUGACGGUACUGUCCUUGCCAGCCGGGGAGGAGAUGAUACUUUAAAGAUAUGGGAUAUUAGACAAUUUAAAAAGCCUCUUAAUUCAGCGGAAAGACUGCCCAGCUUCUUUCCAAUGACAGAUUGUUGUUUCAGCCCAGAUGAUAAAAUACUCGUCACAGGCACCUCUGUUAAGAAAGGUGGUGGCAGUGGGAAGCUUUUUUUCUUUUAUCGGGAGACAUUCCAGAAGUUGUAUGAGAUAGAAGUUACAGAUGCGAGUGUUGUGCGUUGCCUUUGGCAUCCCAAGCUGAACCAGAUCAUGGUUGGUACAGGAAAUGGUUUGGCCAAAGUGUACUAUGAUCCUGUCAAAAGCCAGAGGGGAGCAAAAUUAUGCGUGGUCAAAACAAAACGAAAAGAGAGACAAGCAGAGACUCUUACACAAGAUUACAUUAUAACACCCCAUGCGCUUCCGAUGUUCCGUGAACCACGACAGCGAAGCACCAGGAAACAGCUGGAGAAGGAUAGGCUGGACCCCAUGAAGUCUCACAAACCUGAACCUCCAGUAGCAGGACCAGGUCGCGGUGGACGCGUUGGAACUCACGGAGGUACCUUGUCAUCAUAUAUAGUCAAGAAUAUUGCACUGGAUAAGACAGAUGAUAGCAACCCUCGAGAGGCUAUUUUACGUCAUGCAAAGGAAGCGGAGGAGAAUCCAUACUGGGUUGCUCCAGCAUAUGCUAAAACGCAGCCAAAAACAGUUUUUGCAGAAGUGGAACCAGAAGACGAUGAAACAGACAAGCCAGAGUGGAAAAAACGUAAAAUUUGAAAAAUUUAGUUUAAAGAAUAAUUUUAGUGCAUUUGAAACAAAGUGCAGCAUUUAUUUCUUUAUUUUGGGUAGUGGAUCAAAAUUUGAAAGCAAAAAUUCCUUCAGUUCAUAAAACUUGCUGCAGUGUAAAAAGGGAUUGUUGUAUUACACUGGAUUGUAUUCCCACAUUGAAUUUUGUAGUAAGGAUUGAAUUACACUGUGCAAAGAACUCCUCUCUGUGUCAGUUAUUUAGCUUCAUGAUUUAAGUGAAAAAUAUUUCUUUAUAAAUAGAACUCUAGGGAAUUCAUUAUAUUGCCAAAUGUUUUUUUAAUUACUGCCAACUUUACAAAUGCUGUGUCAUGACAGUGUUCAAUGAUUUUAAGUAUAUAAAUAAAAUAAUACAGUUUCUUAGAC